This is a messenger RNA of Corythoichthys intestinalis (scribbled pipefish), 4056 nucleotides long. It is a transcript of the gene clint1a, whose product is annotated as clathrin interactor 1a. The coding region runs from base 265 to 2163 and encodes 632 amino acids. Gene Ontology annotation, cellular component: clathrin vesicle coat; endosome; plasma membrane. Gene Ontology annotation, biological process: endocytosis. Lineage: Eukaryota; Metazoa; Chordata; Actinopteri; Syngnathiformes; Syngnathidae. Gene Ontology annotation, molecular function: phospholipid binding; clathrin binding. The transcript is spliced from 12 exons. The record is from RefSeq and is a predicted model, not a curated record.
UAAUUCCAAUAGUAUAGCGGUCUUUUGUGCAUAAACUCGAUGUAGGUACAACAAUGUAGUCGGAGAAGGCGUAUUAUUUGUAAUAUUUAUCUCUAAUGACGCGGAAAGCGAAUUCCCGUACUCCUGACGGGCUGUGCGUUUGCGCCUCCUGUCUAGAACGAGAGGUGUAACGACACUUUACUUUUCCCAUUUCAAGGUUUGGUAUCGGUGUUGGGCACGACUAAAGCGUUUAAAGCGGGCGGAGAGUUUCUUUACAGAGCCAAGAUGCUAAACAUGUGGAAGGUUCGGGAGCUGGUUGACAAAGCAACCAAUGUGGUUAUGAAUUACUCAGAGAUUGAGUCUAAAGUAAGAGAGGCCACCAAUGACGACCCUUGGGGACCAUCAGGACAACUAAUGAGUGAAAUUUCAAGAGCCACCUUUAUGUUCGAGCAGUUCCCAGAUGUGAUGAACAUGCUGUGGACCCGUAUGCUGCGUGACAACAAGAAGAACUGGAGGAGAGUUUACAAGUCUCUACUGCUGCUUGCCCAUUUAAUCAGAAAUGGCUCAGAGCGGGUUGUCACUAGUGCCAGAGAACAUCUUUAUGACCUGAGAUCUUUAGAAAGCUAUCACUUUAUUGAUGAGCAUGGGAAGGACCAAGGGGUGAAUGUGCGCCAGAAGGUGAAGGAGAUGGUGGAGUUCGUCCAAGAUGAUGAAAGGCUGAGGGAAGAGAGGAAAAAGGCCAAGAAAAAUAAAGAUAAAUAUGUUGGUGUGUCUUCUGAAAGUAGAGGAUACAGAGGUUACUCGGGGGACCGAUAUGACUCCAGUGAAAGCCGUAACCGGUGGGACGAUGACUGGGAGAGUAACAAAGGACAGUUUCCUUUCAGCGAUAAGUUGGGGGAGAUCAGUGAUAAGAUUGGAAGCACCAUUGAUGAUACCAUCAGCAAGUUUAGGAAGAAGGACAGAGACGACUCACCAGAUCGAUUUAGGUAUGGGCAUGACAAUGAGGAGGAGCGAGGUCGCUCGUCUCAAAAUGGUAAAUCUGGCAAAGAAUUUAAAGAUGAAGAGACAGUUACCACCAAAAGUGUACAAAUCGUUCAAGCAACAGAGACUACAGCCACUCGCAAGAGAGGAGGCGUCCCAUCUAAGAAAGUGGACCUGGGGGCAGCCGCCCAGUACACAGGAGAAAAGAGCCCAAACACCACAACCAAACAACCUCAAUCAGCAGCAACACAGCCUUCGAGUAGUGGACUCGUUGACCUACUAAUGGUAGAUUCCACACCUUCACAGCCUGUUUCCACAGACUUGAUGAGUGGAUUUGCAGACUUCUCGUCACCCGCUGCUUCUGCUGGCCUUUCCGCAGGAUCCGCUACAACAGUCUCCAGUAACAACGGAGACUUUGGUGAGUGGAAUGCAUUCCCUGGUGGCCAGUUGCCAGCAUCUGCUCAGCCAGUAGACACCAGUGCUCCUUUUGGAGCUAAUAGAGCAGGUCCUGCUCUCAUACCUGCCCCAGUCACCAGUGUGGGCUCCAGUUCAUCCUCAGCAGAUCUAUUUGACUUGAUGGGGCCGACUCAGAUGUUCAAUUCCUCUCAGAGCGUCAACUUCAACAUGAACAGUUCACAGAGCCUAACUACCACAGGCCUGCCUCAGUCAAUGUCACAGCCCCUUCAGAAAAUUGGAGCACCUUUACAACCGCAGACUGCUCAGCAGGGACUCAUUUCUCAGGGUGCUCCAGCCAAAGCGUCGCUCCCUUCCACCUGGUCAGACCACUCAGUGAACAUCAGCCUCGACUUCUUGGGACCCGGCAUGCAGGCCCCCAAACAGACUCAACCCACCCUCAACACACUUCAACAAGGAAACCAGGCCAAUGCUAGUAUGCUGUCCCAAGGAUUUUCUACAAUCAGUCUUGGACCCAAUGCAGUCAGACCGCCGGUCAAUGCUAUGAUGCACCCCAGUGCUGGAAUGGGAAUGGCACCUAACCCUGGCAUGAUGGCAAUGGGUUUGCCUCUCAAUCAGCCAAUGAUUGGGAUGUCCAUGGCUUCCAACCAGGGGAUGAUGGGGAUGGGAAUGAACAUGGGAGGAGUUACAAUGGCAAUGCCUGGUGCCAUGGGAAUGGGGAUGAACGCGACAAUGGUUCAGCAAUCCAAACAUGACAGCUUCGCUGACUUUGGGAACUUUGGAAAGUGACAGGGAGCAUAGAUGAGCCAAGGGGUUACUGGUGAAGGAUUGUUCUGAGCUUCAAACAAAGAGUACUUGAAUAAUAUCAACUCCCACAACAUCAACACCCUGCAAUCUCUUCAUUUUAAACAAAUAAUGCUGUGUAAUGAAAUCAUCUAAAUGAAUGAAUGUGUGCGUGUAGUUUGACCAAUGAUCAGUGCGGUCUUCAGACAGCUACUGUAAAUUGUGUGCCUUGCUGGUCAUGAAUGUCAGCCGUGUUUGCUUUUUUUAACCUCCAAUCAAAAAAAAAUCAACAGAUUUGCAAAAAUGUAUAUACCGUACAUAUAUAUAUAUAUAUAUAUAUAUAUAUAUCGGUAGAUGCAUCACAUUUUGAGAUGCCUCCUAUUGAAUGAUGAGUUUGGAGGACAUGAUCAGCCAUUUUAACUUUCUAAUAUAUUAUCAAGUUACCUCUCAUUUUGUCCUUUGUCUUCCUUUAGCCUGUAAAUAGAAAUAUACAUCUUUACCCUGUAAGGUCAGAAAUGAAGAAAAUUAACACAUUCUCUGCCAUUGAAGGGAGUUGACAACCAAUUCGUUGGACUGAGCUCAGUUCAAAAAGAUUAGGCGCCUUUUGCCAUUAAUUGGCAGUAAGUGGGAUUGGCCUUACAAUGUUAACUUUUACGUCAUCCCCACAAAAGUGAUUAAAGAGCUCUUUGUUACCUUUUUUGUACAUGCCAUACCACAUGCAAAAAGCAGUUUUUCCAAAAACUAGACCAUCCAUCUUUUGGGUCAAUUUUAUGUUCAUAUAUUUUCUCUAAAGAAAAGUAAUUAUUUAGCAUUUAAAUAUGAUAAUCAGUACCUGGGGCAUAUACGUAUAUAUUUUUUUAUCCCCCUAGUAAAGCCCAAGAGUGCCUGGAAGACCUUUGCCUUUUCUCAUCUAUUCACCUCCAUAAAAGAGACAAUGUGGCCAUGUAGUGUUGAAGGCAGCAACCACACCGUGCACAAAUACUGCACGUUUGCUCUCGUGCCUCAAGCCAAGUAAACUGCCUGUACACCAACCAGGCAGUUGUCUUAAUUAGUUCACUUAUUGCUGUUAGUUUCUUAAACCUAUACUUCCUCUCUUUGGUUGUGUAAUUCGUUGGCGUAGACUGUUUGCCAAUUGCAUCACGUUCAUUUUACUUCUUUAUUUUCACAUUUCCAACAGCUCAGAUGCAGAAUUUGUUAGCUUAUUCGAAUGGGAGUGCAUGUAUUUCCCUUGCAACUUAGCAGGUGUUUUAAAAGCUGAGCAAGAGGAAUAACUGUGGUGCUCAUGUGUUGGAUGGACAUACAAAGCACUGCUCCUCGCAGGACCAAGUGCCUCCUGACCCUUGCAACUGUAAUACAACAUAAAUUCUGGGUGCCUGACAUUUUAUUUUUUUGGUUUGCCAAUGAAAUCAAUAAUUCAUAUGCCAGAGUACAAGAAAGUGGAUACUGCAGCCUUGGGGCCCCCAUGAGGUCUUGCACACUGAUCCAAUGUAGCCUUUUAUUGAAGUAUGGAGCAUUACAAUGACCAAAAUCUAUUGUUUUAGUUUUGUUUUAUGCCAAUUUUUUUCUACUUUUGAUCUCAAAGUAAAAAUGGGGUUGUUUCUGAAACACUAGUAUAUGCAAAGAUCAAAAAGAAAAUCCUUUGAGAAAUAUUGCAUUAUUCCCAUUUUGAUUUACGUAGCAAUAUUGUUUCUCUACAACAUUAAACUUGAUUUAAAUGACUUAAUGUAGUGUGGUAGUUGUUUUGUGUCAUUAGUUUCAUUUAUAAGAGCAUCAAGCAGCACAAGUAAAGUUUAUUCAAUUUGGAAAUUGCUUUUAGUGACUUUGAAACGUGAUUAAAAGUAUCCAGAACCAACCAAAAACCAAAAAUUGACUCCCCCCCCAAAAAUACACUUUUUUGGC